UUUUUUUCCUCUUUUUUCUUUUUUUCUUCUCUCUCUCUCUCUCUCUCUUCCUCUUCUUUUUUUCUUCUCUCUCCGAGACGGGAGGCAUGAGGUUCCGAGACACCUGUCAGCAGCACCACACACCCAGAAGCCGUGUGCGCUGCAACUAGAGGCUGCGUGUGUUUUAACCAUGCACGCGCCGCUGUCGUUAUUAUAGCCUCCCGGUGUCCAAAGAGCGUAAAGUUAUUCUGCUGCUGUUUUUCUUUGUGUCAUCCUUCGGGUGUUUUUUUAAAAUUAUUUUAUUUUUUUAUUUAUCUCAAGCCGCAUGAGUUCUCCGCUGUUUCUAGGGCAGCUGCUCGGGGUUCCGUUAGAAAUAAUGCACCCCACCGCCAUGGAGAAAGACACGACUCACACCAAGAUCUUCGUCGGCGGGUUGCCGUAUCACACCAACGACGCAUCACUUCGGAAAUAUUUCGAGACUUUCGGUGACAUCGACGAGGCGGUGGUGAUCACAGACAAACAGACGGGCAAGUCCAGAGGAUAUGGCUUUGUGACCAUGGUGGACCGGGGAGCAGCGGAGAGGGCGUGCAAAGACGCCAACCCCAUCAUCGACGGCAGGAAGGCCAACGUAAACCUGGCGUACCUCGGAGCGAAGCCUCGCAGCUCGCAAUCGAGUCUCUCUGUUGGAGUUCAGCAAGUCCAUCCUACGUGGGCUCAGAGGCAAUACGGGCUCGCCCAGCAGUACGUCUACCCCCAGGCCUUCCUGCAACCCAGCCUGGUGCUGCAGUCCCAGCUCAGCCCCACGGCAGCAGCGGCCGCGGCGGCCCUCGCCUCCCCUUACCUGGACUACAGCUCCGCCUACAGCCACUACGCCCCCACGGGACUGGAGCAGUACCCCUACGCCCCGUCCCCGUCGCCCUCCGCCGGCUACCUCAGCUACAGCUUCUCCCCCGGCGGCGCGCCGGCGUCCCCGACCCCUCCGGCCGCCCUCCACCCUCCUCUGGCCGCGCUCACCGCCAUGUCUGCCGCCCCGCAGGCCUUCCUCCACUACCCUCUGCACCAGCCCGACCGCAUGCAGUGAGCAGCUCGGGCGGAGCCCCCCCGAACUGAUGAUUCAAAGCAGCAGUGACUGUUGACCUGUGACAUCAUCAGGACUGGUUCACCCAGGGAGAGAGUGAUGUAAUCAAAAGGGCUUUUUAGAAAGCACUCUCAUUCCUGUUUCAUAUAUAUAUAUAUAUAUAUAUAUAUAUAUAUAUAUAUAUAUAUAUAUAUAUAUAUAUAUAUAUAUAUAUAUAUAUAUAUAUAUAUAUAUUAUUGUUGUUGUAAUAGGUGAUGAAAAUGUUCUAUCGCUACAGUCAUCAGCACUCGAUCUGAAUGUUUUUCACACACGUGGCGGACGACUGGUAAUCUUCUGGAUGUUUCUGUCUGACCACACUGAUCCCGAGGUUGGAGGCAGGGCCGUGCGGCCGGAGAGCGAGCGCAGGUAAAGACGACGAGCAAAGUGUCGCGUCUGAGACGACGGUUUUCCUCCAAAGGUACCGAACUGAACGCUGGAUAUUAGCCAGGCCGAAGAGUUCCUCUUUCAGAAACAAAAGCCCAAUUACCUCCUCUUCAAGGUUACCUUUCUGUCUAUGGCCUUAGAGAUCUCUCUCUCUCUCUCCUUCUCUCUCUCUCUCUCUACCUGGUUCAGUUUGUCAUUUUUUUAUUAGUCUCUCAUCUCAAAAUGAACAAAAUGUUUUAAUCGUGCUCCCCUUUUUCUCUCUCGUUUGUUUCAUCUGCCGCUUGGCGAGUCAUUACACGGUGAUGAUCACAGUUUAACAGAAUAUGCAAUGACGAUGAUCAAAGGACGAGCAUGAUGCAAGGUAGACGACACUGGUAUUUUGUAUUUUGUAUUAUUGCUGCCGCUAAAGCAUUUACCGAGACAAAGACUUAGUUCAUUAAAACACAAUAGUCAUCACAUUAAAUGCAGCAGGCUUAUUAGGCUAUUUUUUUCUUUCUUUUUUAAAACCUGUACCCUUUGGAGCAAGAGUGCGUGGAUGGUUGUUUUUUUAUGAAUACUUCAAUUACAAAGUUGUCAAUACAUAUCAAAGUAAAUGUGUUUUGGAUGUAGGUGAUGUUUUCCUGAAUAUGUGUGAGUGUACAUGGUGCCUGUUUGUUUGUUUGUUUGUUUGUUUGUGUACGAGUCGAGCAGGAGAGAAAUAGAGCGAUGCGGUGUACGUCAGUGUCAGGACCGAGCCCGUCAGAGUCUUUUGUCUUGUUGUUGUUGUUUUUUCAGCUGCAGAAUACAGACGGAUGCUUCAGCGACGAGUCUCUUUUUAGUAAAGUUAUAAACCAAGCCAUACGUCACAUUUAAAACGAAUAUGCAAAAUAAAAAUGAAUAUUUCUAAAUUA
Molecule: messenger RNA, 2370 nt
Organism: Cyclopterus lumpus (lumpfish)
Lineage: Eukaryota; Metazoa; Chordata; Actinopteri; Perciformes; Cyclopteridae
Gene: rbm38
Product: RNA binding motif protein 38
Exons: 4
Coding region: 305-1060 (251 amino acids)
Cellular component (GO): cytosol
Molecular function (GO): RNA binding
Source: RefSeq, a predicted model, not a curated record